ACAUUUAGGUUAUCGCAAUUAUCUUAUAAAAAAGAAUGUCAUAAGCAAGUGAUGUAUUUUGAGUGUUUAUAAUUAAAUGUGAAAAGACAUUGAAAAGGUCUUAAAUGAUUUUGACUGGAUAUCUCUUUAAAAAUGUCUUUCGAUUUUAAUGGCAAGAAAGUUCUUGUUACUGGUGCAGGUAAAGGAAUCGGACGCGCUAUAGCUAUUGCACUAAAUGAAGCUGGGUGUAAAGUUUAUGCUCUCAGUCGUACGAAGUCUACUCUCGACACUUUGGUAGCUGAACAUCCUAAGAUUGUUCCUAUACUUGCUGACGUAUCCAACUGGGAUGAUACCAGAAGAAAGCUCGAAGAUUUAGAACCGCUCAAUGGUUUGGUCAACAACGCCGGGAUUCUUGGAGAGAGUUGUUCUGCAGUUGAUUGUCCGAGAGACGAAAUCAUCAAAAUAUUGGACAUUAAUCUGCUGGGCGCAAUAAAUUGUGCACAAUUGGUUGCAAAGAAAAUGAUUGAUGCCAAAGUAAAAGGAUCUAUCGUGAAUAUUUCAAGUGUGGCCGGAAUAGGUGCGUGUUAUUCUUACUUGCCGUACAAUGUUUCGAAAGCAGGGCUGGAUAUGGUCACUAAACAAUUUGCACUGGAACUUGGACCAUACCAGAUAAGGGUUAAUUCGGUCAAUCCUGCGACUGUCGUGACGCCUAUGGUUACAAAUCUAAAGAAUACUGCAAAGGGUUUAACUUCCCAAACACCUAUGGGUAGAGUUGCAAAGGUGGAGGAAGUUGUUUGGCCGGUAUUGUACCUUCUUAGUGACUAUUCAAGUAUGGUUACUGGCCAGUUGCAUCCGGUUGACGGAGGACUGCUGUCCAAUAUAGCGGUGAAAUAUGAUUUUUCUAAAUGAUGAUAAAACUGUUUUGGUUGUGUUACAAAAAAAAACUGUCCGUGUAAACUUGCAAAGAAUUGCCGAUUGCUAUAUCACUAAUUAAAAUGAAAAAAAAAAUGAAAUUAUCUGCACGCCUUAAGCAACAUAUCUGAAUAACAUAACAUACUAUUCUUUUAAUAAAGUACAGAAACACA
This is a messenger RNA of Mercenaria mercenaria, 1064 nucleotides long. Its product is annotated as L-xylulose reductase-like. Gene Ontology annotation, biological process: xylulose metabolic process; glucose metabolic process. NCBI's taxonomy places the organism in Eukaryota, Metazoa, Mollusca, Bivalvia, Venerida, Veneridae. The transcript has a single exon. The coding region runs from base 133 to 888 and encodes 251 amino acids. The record is from RefSeq and is a predicted model, not a curated record. Gene Ontology annotation, molecular function: carbonyl reductase (NADPH) activity; L-xylulose reductase (NADPH) activity.